Triticum turgidum subsp. durum (durum wheat) is the source of this 411-nucleotide messenger RNA. NCBI's taxonomy places the organism in Eukaryota, Viridiplantae, Streptophyta, Magnoliopsida, Poales, Poaceae. The record is from the annotation of a GenBank genome assembly.
AUGGCGUUCAGCAUCACCAGGAAAGAGAUCGAGGGGUUCUGGAGGAGGAAGGAGGAGGAGCGCCGCCUUGCCGCCGAGAAGGAGGCCGCCAGAGCCAAAGCCAAGACGCUCAAGAUGGAGGAUUAUAUGCUGUUCGAGCAAAUGAUAAGGGAGAUUCUCGAGGAGGGGAACGAAGGUGACAAGGGCAUCAACGACAACAGAAUGAUGGUGGCAGCUUCCAGCAGGGUCGCCGAAUUACGGAUUGGGAUCAAGCACUGGUGGAAGAAAAGCACCUAUGCUUAUCUGAAUGAGCCGGCAGUGACGGCAUCGAUGGAUGACAAGGGAAGAAACAGACGCGCCGUCACUUAUAUUCCGCAGGACAGAUGCCUCAAAGCCCGCUCGUCGAUUCCUGCUUCAUUUGUCAUCUUUUAG